GAUUCUUCCAGCGAGACGGCUGGGCCAUGGUGACCCGUCACUGACCCGGAGCCCACUGUGUGGGAUCUCCGGGAGCCCGAAUAGGGGCGUGGCAGAGUUUGCAGCUUUGAGGAGGUGUGGUGACCCGGCCCCGCCCCCAGUCUAGAUUAUAAACAAAGGAUUAUCUGAGUAUGGAUAUGGGUAACCAACAUGCAUCGAUCACAGCUCUUCAGGAGAUCCAGCGGAAAGUCAAAGAACUUGAGCAGAAUGUGGCUAGCUUCAGUGGCUUACAGAGCGACCCGGAGUACAAAAAGUUAGAGAAAGCUCUGACCAAACAGCUCUUUGAGAUUGAAUGUAUAGACACAGAAGGAAAGGGGAACAUUCAGCAGGCCCGGAAGAGAGCAACCGAGGAGGUGGAGAGGCUUCUAGCAGAAUUAGAAAAAACAGCAAACCAUCCUUGUCGCCUGGCAAUUGAGAAGAUUUUCAAGGAGGUGCAGAAUCUUGUGGCUCAACAAAUAGGUCCCUUAUAUGGAGGUAGAGGAUGUGUCACAGAGGAGUUUGAAGAAGGCAUUCAGAAUAUACUUAUGAGACUUACACAAGUCAAGACAGAGGGAAAAGCUUCUUUAAGAAAAGCCAGAUACCGUACUUUAACUAAAGUGCUUGCUAUACAAGAAAUUCUAGAAAAUUGUUUGAAACAGCAGGUGCUGGCUCUUCCCCUCUCCACUGAAGCUCAUCCAUGUAUAUCUAAGAUUAACUCUAUCAUGUGCGAAGUCAACAAGACCCGUGCCAGUCUGAUCGCUCUUCUUGCUGGUAUAAAUGAUUGUGAAACUUACAGACACUUAUCUUGUGUACUCUCUGGGUUCAUAGCUGAACUGGAUGCUUUAGAUGUUUCUGGCCACGUAGAAGUGAGGACAUACAGAAAGGAGGUAGUUGAAGAAAUAAACAGCUUAUUUAAAUAUCUGGACAUUGAAGAGGAGGCCCACUUCACCAGUGCUUAUGACUUGGCCAAGAACCAGUCCAUAGUCCAGAUAGAAACCAUUCGAAAAUAUCUGGCAGACAUAAAGGCCCGACUCUUGGAAAGGCAACAUAAUUUAUCUGAAAUUCAUUUGGGAACCAAAUCUGAACUUCAGAGUCUUAUUGCCCAGUUGGACGAAGUGAGUGUAGCUAAGAAUCCUUGCAUUCGAGAAGCAAGAAGGAGAGCAGUAGUGGAGGUACAGACUGUCAUCACAUACAUUGACCUCAAGGAGGCUCUUGAAAGGAGACACAACAUUGGUGAUCCCGUCAGCCCAGAACACCCAUCUCACAUCGCUGUAUGGAAAGUUCUGGCUAGCCUCUCUGAGCUUCAGAGAGAGGUCCUGUCCUUUGAUGGCAGCAGAGCAGAUAAAAAUUACAAGCUGCUAGAAGAGCUUCUCACCAAGCAACUACUCGCUCUAGAUGCCAUUGAUUCACAAGGGGAUGAACGCUCUAAAACCGCACGAAAACAAGCAGUAAAGUUCGCCAAUAAUAUCCUCAGCUAUCUGGACAUGAAAACAGAUGAAUGGGAAUAUUAGGCUUGUGUUUGCUGAAGCUCUUAUACAAUUUAUGAUUGUAGGAAGAAAUAAAAUGUGUGGUCAUUUUUACAUGUAUGCGGACUGGUUCACCAAAGCUAAAGGUGUAAAACCAUAUUGUCUAUAUAAAACAUUGUGGUGUUUUUUUCCUGCCUUUAUGAAUAUUCUUCCAAAGAAGCAUUCCCACACAUGUAUGGUUGAGACGCAUAGUGAUAACCUAUCCAAAAAGCUAGUAGUAGCCUAUGUACUAGCACUUGGCAAGAAGCUUAGGGAACUUGGGGCUUGGUAGUUAAUGGGUUCUAGCUAAUAAGCCCUCAGUUUUCUGUUGUCUGAUCAAUCGCUGUAAUUUGCGACAUGAGUUUUUGCCUGCACUUUAUUGAUUGAAUAUUUCCUUUGUUCAGUUCUAUUAUUCUGUAGAUGCCAGUAUGUAGCUGAUGUAGAGGAAUGAAUCCUUUUUGUUAGAAGGAUCCCUCCACAAAAAUCUGGUCACUUUUAGCAAUCAGAUGCGAUCUGUAGGGAACCUAGCAGCAAUGUUUUAAUUUCCCUACAACAACUCCAGAGGGACAAUGGAGCAUUACAGUCUUGUAUACUCUUAGUUUUUUUUGUUGUUUUUUUUUAUCUUUAGUAUUAAGCAGAACCCAUAUGGAAUCGUGUCAUUCCAUUAUUUACAGCAAAAACAUUUGCUUCUUUUCAGGUCUGUUGUUUCGUAAGAUGGGAAAAGAGGGUCUAACUGCAUGGUGUCCUUAUAAAUAUAUCAUCUGUCCUGUGGAGAAGUGACAAAUGUUUCUUGCUGGGGGUCCCACUGAAAUGAUCACUAGAAUGUUUGUCCUGUGCCUCCUUUUCCCUGUUCUGUAGGAGUUUGAAUGGAGCAGUGGCCAUUGUCUGUACUAUGCUGUCUGCAGCCAUCCCAUAGAACUUUACAUAUCCUCCAGCUAGGGAAUGAAGUAUCACAUUCUUCUUUACUUGUUAUCAAUUUUGCAAUUUUGCACGCAUUUUUAUUUUCUUUACUAUUAAGCAGAAACUAUAUGACAAUGUGUCAAUCCCCCCCUUUUCCUUCUUUGACAUCUAUCAGCAGCAACAUGAAUGUUUUCUCCAUUUAAACUCCUCUGGAAUGGGUUCCCGGGACCCCAAUUUUAGUGAUUGUUGGGGGUCACAGCAAUCACACAUUUAUUACAUAUCUUAUGGUGAUUAAUGCAUGGUAAUCCUUUAAGGGUUAUCUAUGGUAGAAAUUGUAUCACCAUUGGCUGUCAUUGAGUCAGUACCAUUCGUUUAUCCCGGAUUAGAAAAACACAGCUGAUUUCUUCCAAAAACCGCACCACACCUGUCCUCAGUUCAUGUGUGGUAUUACACCUCUGCUCCUUUUGCUUUAAUGGAACUGGGCUGCAAUGCCACAAACAAACUGAGGACAGGUGUGGUGCUGUUUUUGUAAGGAAUCAGAUGUGUUUUUCCACAUGGAUGACCACUUUGAGUCACUUGGGGAGAUUUAUUAAAACCUGUGCAGAGGAAAAGUUGACCAGUUGCCCAUAGCAACCAAUCAGAUUUUCUUUUAUCUUUCAGAGGUCUUUUUAAAAAUAAGUAUUCUAAUUGGUUGCUAUGGGCAACGGGUCUGCCUUUCUUCUGCACCGGUUUUAAUAAAUCCAUCCCACUGUCUCUUGAAAAAAGGCAGACCCUUUCUUAAAAUUUUAGGUAAUAGUUUAUUUCACCACUAGUUUAACUUCAUUACUAAUACCCUAAUUUAAAGGGAACUGUGUUCCUGGAAAUCCUAACCAUUCACCAGCAUAUAGGACCACACAGGCAGCAUAUCACAAUACAAAUAGUAACUAGGAGAUUUUUCCAUAGCACAAAUUGUGCCCAUAUUGCAUGGUGUGUUUUUGAAGUGUUUCUUUAAUUUAAAAAAAAAGUGCAAAAAACAAAACAAAUCUGUGAAGGCAAUAUCAGCCUGCCAGUGAGGAUUCUUCAUAUCAGAACUUAGUUUUGGCAAUUGUAUUUUCUUGGAAAGCAUGUUGCACCACGUUGUACUCUAGAGAGGCGCUGAGCAUUAAAAACAGCAACAAAAAUUGACUGGCAACAAAAGAAUGUUAAUGUCCUCUCUCCUUACAGCUGCUGACUUAUUGUAUGGCCUGCAGCGUUAUUGUGCAAAUCCGUCUAUUAAUGAUUGUAUUUUUUUUUUUUUCCCGCUUAACUGGAACCAGCAGCUGUCCUGGCAUAUCCGUCAUUAAAAAAAAGCAUUGCUUUGAUGGGUGUCCUUCUUUCUUGGUUUUCUUGUUAUACAAGUUCAAUAAAAUUUAAGCAUUUAUGCUCUUCCUGCA
Molecule: messenger RNA, 3835 nt
Organism: Hyla sarda
Lineage: Eukaryota; Metazoa; Chordata; Amphibia; Anura; Hylidae
Gene: BAG5
Product: BAG cochaperone 5
Exons: 2
Coding region: 171-1529 (452 amino acids)
Biological process (GO): regulation of inclusion body assembly; negative regulation of protein ubiquitination; protein stabilization
Cellular component (GO): cytoplasm; membrane; cytosol
Molecular function (GO): adenyl-nucleotide exchange factor activity; protein-folding chaperone binding
Source: RefSeq, a predicted model, not a curated record